Molecule: messenger RNA, 1174 nt
Organism: Aedes aegypti (yellow fever mosquito)
Lineage: Eukaryota; Metazoa; Arthropoda; Insecta; Diptera; Culicidae
Gene: GstD11
Product: glutathione S-transferase D7
Exons: 5
Coding region: 276-932 (218 amino acids)
Biological process (GO): glutathione metabolic process
Molecular function (GO): glutathione transferase activity
Source: RefSeq, a predicted model, not a curated record
GGUGGAAAAGUCAAACGUAUCCCUUUAGAAAAAGGUGGCGUAUUUGUUCGGCUUCCGUCGGUCAGCUAGGUGGAAAGCCUAUCCAUCCAGUCGCAGGUCGAGCAGGCAGGGAUUAUUAUUUAGUUGCAGUUCAAACUUUCAUCGCAGUAGGCGCCGAACGGCGUUCGUUUCGUGUUCUUCGUGGCUAACUGAGAUUUGCAGAACCGUUCGUCAAACUGGGGAACUGCAUCGAGAGUGUUGCCGUGCUCCAGUCCAAAUUCUCCAAGCCUGGCCAGAUGACUCCGGUGCUGUAUUUCUUGCCUGCUUCGCCACCAUGUCGAGCGGUCAUGCUUCUGGCCAAGAUGAUCGGAGUAGACCUGGAGUACAAAACGCUGAACGUUAUGGAAGGGGAACAGUUGAGGCCGGAGUUUGUCGAACUGAACCCCCAGCACACGAUUCCGACCUUGGAUGACCACGGCCUGGUGCUGUGGGAAAGCCGCGUCAUCCUCUCCUACCUGGUCUCGGCAUACGGCAAGGACGAAAGCCUCUACCCGAAAGAUUUCCGCUCGCGUGCCAUGGUGGACCAGCGACUGCACUUUGACCUCGGCACCCUCUACCAACGCGUCGUGGACUACUACUUCCCCACCAUCAUGGUAGGCGCCCACCUGGACCAGACCAAGAAGGCCAAACUGGCGGAGGCGCUCGGGUGGUUCGACGCCAUGCUCAAACAGUACCAAUGGGCGGCGGCGAACCACUUCACGAUAGCGGAUGUGACCCUGUGCGUGACCGUCUCGCAGAUAGAGGCCUUCGAGUUCGACCUGCAUCCGUAUCCGAAGGUGCGCGCGUGGCUGGCCAAGUGCAAGGAGGAACUGGAACCGCACGGGUAUAUGGAUAUCAAUCAAACCGGAGCGGAAGCUUUGGCUGGUCUGUUCCGGGCCAAACUCAAGCAAUAGUACUCCGGCCGUCAGUUUCACAACGAUGAUGAUGGGGGCCAAGAGCAACAACCGGACCAACAGCUACCAUGGACGAGCAACGAAGGUGUCAAACGGAGGUGUUGGUGAUGGGCAUCAUAAUUGAUUGAUAUCCGGACCGAUGGAAUUGAACACGCAUAGACAAACGAAGACCGAGCAACAAUAAUGGACCUAGGGAAAGCACCAUAUCAUAUCAACUACAUUCACAAAGGAAACGAGCUGAU